Messenger RNA from Cyclopterus lumpus (lumpfish), 3185 nucleotides. RefSeq names its product hook microtubule-tethering protein 1 (gene hook1). Gene Ontology annotation, biological process: cytoskeleton-dependent intracellular transport; cytoplasmic microtubule organization. The record is from RefSeq and is a predicted model, not a curated record. The transcript has 22 exons. NCBI's taxonomy places the organism in Eukaryota, Metazoa, Chordata, Actinopteri, Perciformes, Cyclopteridae. Gene Ontology annotation, molecular function: microtubule binding; dynein light intermediate chain binding. The coding region runs from base 26 to 2236 and encodes 736 amino acids. Gene Ontology annotation, cellular component: centrosome; cytoplasm.
UCCACCGGCAGCAGGUGAGGGUCAAAUGAGCGGAAGAGCGUCGCGGACAGGUGGGAGGAACACAAAAAGAGAAGCCAAGACGGGACAAAUGGACGCCAACGACACGGUGCUGUCCGAGAGCCUCGUGAUAUGGCUGCAGACCUUCAACACUGCUGCGCCCUGCAGAACAGUGGAGGAGCUGACCACUGGAACGGCUAUAUCACAGGCACUGCAUCAAAUAGACCCGGCGUGGUUCUCUGACGGAUGGCUCCGCCGGAUCAAAACGGACGUCGAUGACAACUGGAGACUGAAGAUGAACAACCUGAAGAAGAUCCUUCAGAUGGUGGUUGACUAUUACAGUGAGGUCUUGGCCCAGGAGAUGUCCGACUUCCCCUUGCCCGAUCUGGCCGUGGUGGCGGAGCAUUCGGACCCCGUGGAGCUGGGGAGGCUCCUGCAGCUGGUGCUGGGCUGUGCCGUCAGAUGUGAGCGUAAACAAGAAUACAUUCAGAUCAUCAUGACCUUGGAGGAGUCUGUGCAGCAUGUCGUCAUGACAGCCAUCCAAGAGCUCAUGAGUAAAGAGAUCAUGGCCCCGUUUGGAGAACUGUCGGGGGACUUGGAACAGCAGCUGAAAAAAGCCCUCGAGGAACUCACCGAACUUCUGGCGGAGAAGGAGGCGUUGGCCCAGCGCUGCCAAGAGCUGGACAUACAGGUGGCCGUCCUGCAAGAGGAACGGAACAGCCUGUUGGCUGAGAACGACGUCCUGACGGACCGAGCCCAUCAGCUGGACGCGUUCGACGACCCGAGCACCCCGUCGGGGAAGAAACACAGCCAGCUGCAGCAGCAGGUGGAGGCGUUGGAGGAGGAGAACUUCAGGCUGGAGGCCGCGAAGGACGACUACCGGAUCCACUGCGAGGAGUUGGAGAAGCAGCUGAUCGAGGUUCAGCACCGUAAUGACGAGCUCACCAGCCUGGCAGAAGAGUCUCGAGCCCUCAAAGACGAACUGGACGUCCUGAGGAACUGCUCCGACCGGGUGGUGACGCUGGAGACCUCGCUGGACACGUACAAACGGAAACUGGAGAAUCUCGGUGACCUGAAGAGGCAGAUGAAGCUGCUGGAGGAGAACAACAUGACCUACAUGCACAACACGGUCAGCUUGGAGGAAGAGCUGCGCAAGGCCAACGCGGCCCGCGCACAGCUCGAGACGUACAAGAGACAGGUCCAAGAACUGCACAGGAAGUUGAGCGAGGAGUCGCGGCGAGCGGACAACCUGGCCUACGAGAUGAAGAAGUUGGAGGAGAAGCACGAAACGGUGAUGAAGGAGAAGGAGAGGACCAUCAUGGAGAGAGAUUCUCUGAAGGAGAUCAAUGAGGAGCUGCGAUGCACUCAGGCUCAACAGCACCAGCUCUCCCAAACAGGGAUUCUUCCUUCUAGCAGCCCCAGCCAUGAAAACCUGGCGGCUGAAUUAAUACCCAUCGAGUACAGAGAACAGUUCAUCCGGCUGCAGCACGAGAACAAGAUGCUGAGGGUGCAGCAGGAGGAGUGUGAGAGGGAGAAGAUCGCUGCACUGCAGAGCCAGCUGGAGGAAGCCCACAAGACGCGCAGUGAGCUGGACACGGAGAACAGAUUGAGUCGAGAGCGGAUCGGCGAGCUGCAGCAGCAGGUGGAGGACCUCCAGAGGGCGCUGCAGAGUCAGGCGGCCCAACCUGACGACUCAAACCUGAAGCGGAAACUCGACGCGCACAUGGUCCAGCUGAACGAGGCUCAGGACGAAAUCAUGAAGAAGAAAGAGCUGCUGGAGGACCUCCAGCCCGACGACACUCAAACCUCCCUGAAGCUGGACGAGCUGAACGCUGCUCUGAAGAAGAAGGACGAUGACAUGCGGGCCAUGGAGGAGCGGUACAAAAUGUACCUGGAGAAAGCUCGCAAUGUUAUCCGAGCGCUGGAUCCUAAACUGAACCCAGCCACCGCUGAGAUCCAGGCUCUGAGGAACCAGUUGGCAGACCGGGACAAGCAGAUCCUGAACCUGGAACGUCAAUGUGAGCAGGCCAAGCUGAGGGAGUACGAGGAGAAGCUGGUGGUCACUGCGUGGUACAACACGAGUCUGAGCUUUCAGAAGCUGGCGAUCGAGUCUCGCCUCGGUGGCUCCGCCUCCUCCGCGAGGUCCCCCGGCCAGUCCUUCCUGUCCCAGCAGCGGCAGGUCUCGAACGCCCCACGCCGGGCGCUCUCCAUAAACGCGCCGGCCGCUACCUCCAAGUAGACGAAGAGGCCCACGUCUCCUCCUCCCUCGCUCACUCCACUACAAGUGACCUUAAACACAUCUGCGCUCGGGGGAGGAGUCACGGAUCAGCUGAUCGGGGAUCAAUGAGCACCAGCUGAUCGAACAGAACCCGAGACGGACUGUCCCACGGGCUCCGGGCUGAGCUCUCGUAGAACGGGGACCCCGUAGACCUCCUGACCCGUAGACCUUCUGACCCGUAGACCUCCUGACCCGUAGACCUUCUGACCCGUAGACCUUCUGACCCGUAGACCUCCUGACCCGUAGACCUUCUGACCCGUAGACCUUCUGACCCGUAGACCUUCUGACCCGUAGACCUUCUGACCCGUAGACCUCCUGACCCGUAGACCUCCUGACCCGUAGACCUCCUGACCCGUAGACCUCCUGACCCGUAGACCUCCUGACCCGUAGACCUUCUGACCCGUAGACCUUCUGACCCGUAGACCUCCUGACCCGUAGACCUUCUGACCCGUAGACCUCCUGACCCGUAGACCUUCUGACCCGUAGACCUUCUGACCCGUAGACCUCCUGACCCGUAGACCUCCUGACCCGUAGACCUUCUGACCCGUAGACCUUCUGACCCGUAGACCUCCUGACCCGUAGACCUUCUGACCCGUAGACCUCCUGACCCGUAGACCUUCUGACCCGUAGACCUUCUGACCCGUAGACCUCCUGACCCGUAGACCUUCUGACCCGUAGACCUCCUGACCCGUAGACCUUCUGACCCGUAGACCUCCUGACCCGUAGACCUUCUGAGGCUCUGCAGCUCGGCUGAAUGAAUACUUUAUAAUCAAUACCGCCUUCAGUCUCUUUUAUCCUCUCAUGACGUGCACUUGAACAGGAAUGAGAGAAAUGUUAAUGAAUGCUUAUUUUACUCCAAAUUGGAUCCCGUGAAAUAUAUAUAUAUAUAUAUAUAUAUAUAUAUAUAUGU